ACGCUGUAGUGGAAACCAAKACUGUUCUCAGGGCGGGUCUGCCGGUUUUGACUAGCAGAAGUUACUUUUAGUGGCAGGCUAUGAUAAUUCGAUCAAGUUUAGGAAAAUGGGUACGGUUAGAUAAAAUGCAAAAACACACAACAUACUGUAUCUAGCUACAACCAGGUCUGCCCUGAGAACACUCUUGGUUUCCACUAAUGCGAUCACAACAGUUGAUCGAACUGUUGUGAUCACGACUUGUUCUGUCUUGCUCAGGAGCAGUCUGACUGCUGGAAAUACAUAUCUCAAGAUAGGGCGGCUACUCGACUUCACAGGAAUUUACCUAAUGUAAUUUAUUCAUACAGGGAUGUCCAAGGAGACCAGCACACAGGAGCAGUAACAUGGCUGCUGACGACAAAUCCUCCUCCUCGUCCUCUACGCUGGAUUGGAGUGUGGCGCCUCCUAUUUCCCCUGGCAGCCCAUCUCACCUGACACACUUCAAACCCCUGACUCCAGAGCAGGACGAGCCCCCGCUCCGAUCAGCAUACAGCUCCUUUGUCAACCUGUUCCGCUUUAACAAAGAGGAGGGGCGGCCACCCUUAGUGACAGAGAAACCGGAUGUGGUUGUGGCGUCACCCACUGGGGAGCAUAGGAACUGGACCAUACCAGCACACUCCAUCCACGGCUCUGGGGCACAUAGGAAACAACACCACGAUCUUUUACGCAGGACUUCUACUGCUUCAGUGGACUGGCCAUUAUGGCCUGGUGAGGAGGGCCGUAGGAAAUCAGAAACCCCCCUGGGCACUCACGAUCCUCGUACGGCUGUUCAGCUCCGCACUGCUCUGAAGAGACUCAAGGAGAUCAUGGAGGGAAAGAGCCAGGACAGUGACCUGAAGCAGUACUGGAUGCCAGACAGCCAAUGUAAGGAGUGCUACGACUGCAAUGAGAAGUUCACCACCUUCCGCCGCCGCCACCACUGCCGGCUCUGCGGCCAGAUCUUCUGCAGCCGCUGCUGCAACCAGGAAAUCCCUGGCAAGUUCAUGGGCUACACGGGAGACCUGCGGGCCUGCACCUACUGCCGUAAGAUCGCUCUGAGCUACUCCCACUCUGCAGACUCUGGCUCCAUAGGGGAGGACCUGUCUGCUCUGUCUGACUCCUCCCCCUGCUCCACCUGCGUCCUGGAGCCCAGYGAGCCUCGCACCCCGGUCGGUGGACGGAAGGCCAGCCGCAACAUCUUCCUAGAGGAGGACCUGGCCUGGCAGAGAAAAACUCCCAUUGGGAUGAGAAAGAAUUUGAUUCACCAGGAGUCUCAGAACAGUGGCAUGAAUUCUAGACGGAGCACGCUACAAGAGGAUGGAGGCAAGUCCCCAAUAAGGAAGCGGUCAGCCAGUGUGACCAACCUGUCCCUCGACCGGUCUGGCUCCUCCAUGGUGCCCUCCUAUGACAGCUCAGUGAGCCCCCAGACCAGCAGGGCCAUGCCAAAACCUGACCACAGCGAAGAGGAGAGGAAGAUACUGUUGGACUCGUCCCAGCUCAAAGACCUGUGGAAGAAGAUUUGUCACAACACUACUGGUAUGGAGUUCCAGGACCACCGCUACUGGCUCCGUACAUACCCCAACUGCAUUGUGGGGAAGGAGUUGGUCAACUGGCUGUUAAGGAAUGGAACUAUCUCCACCAGGGCACAGGCGAUAGCCAUUGGUCAGGCUCUGGUAGAUGGUCGUUGGUUGGACUGUGUCACUCACCACGACCAGCUGUUCAGAGAUGAGUAUGCUCUCUAUCGCCCACUCCAGAGCACAGACUUCUCUGAGACCCCGUCUCCUGACAGUGACAGUGUCAACUCUCUGGAGGGACACUCAGAACCUUCCUGGUUUAAAGACAUCAAGUUUGACGACAGUGACACAGACCAGGUGGCUGACGAGAAUGACUAUGUCAUGCCCAGUACGCCCAACUCGUCCAGUCCUAGUAAGAGGACGUCAGUCAGCAGUUUCCAGUCAGCGGUGGACAGUGACUCUGCUGCCUCCAUCAAUCUCAAUAUGGAGCAGGACAAUGUCAACUUCCACAUCAAGAAACAGUCAAAGUACCCCCAUGUACCCCCGCACCCUACGGAGCAGAAAGAGUACCUGGUCUCAGAGGACGGAGGACAGAAUAUCUCCAUUAGCGACGCCUUCAUCAAAGAGUCCCUGUUUAACCGUCGUGUGGAGGAGAAGGCUAAAGAGAUGCUGUUCACUCCUCUGGGCUGGCACCACAGCUCCCUGGACCAGCUCAGAGAGGAGAACGGAGAGAAGAAGGCCAUGGAGAGGCUACUCUCUGCCAACCACAGUCACAUGAUGGCGCUGCUGCAGCAGCUGCUGUACAGUGAGUCCCUGUCCCUCUCCUGGCGUGACAUCAUUGUUCCCGUGGUGAGGCAAGUGGUGCAAACGGUGCGGCCGGACGUUCGCAGCUGUGAUGAUGACAUGGACAUCAGACAACUGGUCCACAUCAAGAAGAUUCCUGGAGGGAAGAAGUUUGACUCUGCCGUAGUGAAUGGCUUUGUCUGUACCAAGAACAUUGCCCACAAAAAGAUGAACUCGUACAUCAAGAACCCCAAGAUCCUGCUGCUGAAGUGUUCCAUAGAGUAUCUCUAUAGAGAGGAGACCAAAUUCACCUGCAUUGACCCCAUCGUGCUUCAGGAGCGUGAGUUUCUGAAGAACUAUGUGCAGCGUAUAGCGGACGUGCGUCCCAACCUGGUGCUGGUAGAGAAGACCGUGUCUCGUAUCGCUCAGGACAUGCUGCUGGAGCACGGCAUCACAUUGGUCAUCAACGUCAAACCACAAGUCUUGGACAGGGUGAGUCGUAUGACCCAGGGGGACCUAGUCAUGUCCAUGGACCAGCUGCUCACCAAGCCUCGACUGGGAACCUGCCAAAAGUUCUACCUACACUCUUUCCAGCUGGCCAACAAUGAGUUGAAGACUCUCAUGUUCUUUGAGGGCUGCUCUCCCCAGCUGGGCUGUACCAUAAAGCUUCGCGGGGCGUCUGAGUACGAGCUGGCCAGGGUUAAAGAGAUCAUCGUCCUCAUGGUGUGUGUGGCCUACCACUCCCAGCUAGAGAUAUCCUUUCUCAUGGAUGAGUUCGCCAUGCCUCCCAGCCUGGCCAAGACCAACUCCUUCCCCUGUCUCCUGGAGAGCACUACUGUUGAGGAGGAGGAGAGCCAGGAAAAUGGGACUGACCAGAGCACCCUCUCCCAGGGAGGAGAGACUGUGCUGGGGGAGGAGGAGGAGAAGGCUUCCCUUGGGAAAUCUGUAUCAGAUUCCUCCUCGCCUAAAGAUGUCCAUGGUGUAAAAGUCAACAAAAAACACUUCCUGUCCUCCUCUUCCUCCUUGGGGGCUGAGGGGGUGGAGUCAGCAGAGGUCAUGACAUCCACGCCGUUGUCCAAUCGCCAGGUGCUGCCACCUCCAGUGUCCCCACCCUAUCUUAUUGAUGACCUGGAGGAGUUGGCAGAUGAGAUUGGGUCGGGGAAGGGGGAGACUGAGGGGGGGAGUGGGUCGGGGGUUCUGGGGAGGGGUGAGUCGCGGGAGGAGAGCUCGGGUUCGGAGACGCCCCCCAGGCUGUUCAGAGACCCCCUGCAGGAUGACACAGGGCUGUUUGUCACAGAGCAGGUGGCCUCAACGGACGACCGUCUCAAGACGCUUACGGCAGGCUUCAAACAGGAGCUGAAGGACAUCAUCCUUUGUAUCUCCCCCUUUAUCACCUUUAGAGAGCCCUUCCUCCUCACGCCUGCUGGCCUACGCUGCCCCAGCAGAGACUACUUUCCUGAAAAGGUGUACCUCUCCCCGCUGCUCAACAAGGACUUCAAAGAACUAGACUGUCGACGUAAGCGACAACUCCUCAAAGACUCCGCCCCGUCAGGUGGAGGCAUCGCCAACGGAGUCCCUCCCCCCCGCCCCAUCCAGGUGUUACCCUCCCACCACCUUACCAGCGCCCGCAUUGCAGAUCAGCUGGGCAGCAGCCAGGACCUGGCCAAGAUGCUGGCAGACUACCGUGCCCAGGGGGGACGCCUCCGGCAGGAGGCAGACCCMUUCACCCAGCCCCUACCUCAGCCACCAGUCCGGGAGGCUCCACCGCCCAAGCACCCCGUCAAGGCUGAUAGUGAGGAAGAGAAGCCAGCAGGACAGAACGACAUGACCUGGGCCUCCAAGCUGGACUGCCUGAACCCGGUGAACCACCAGAGACUGUGUGUUCUGUUCAGCAGCUCCUCAGCCCAGUCCAACAACUCCCCCAACCCCUGCGUCAGUCCCUGGAUUGUCACGAUGGAGUUCUACGGAAAGAAUGACCUCACACUAGGAAUAUUCCUAGAGAGAUACUGUUUCAGGCCAUCCUAUCAGUGCCCUAGUAUGUUCUGUGAGACUCCCAUGGUGCACCAUGUGCGGCGGUUUGUCCAUGGCAGUGGCUGUGUUCAGAUCGUACUGAAGGAGCUGGACUCUCCUGUGCCUGGAUACCAACACACCAUCCUCAACUACUCCUGGUGCCGCAUAUGCAAACAGGUGACUCCUGUGGUGCCCCUGUCCAAUGACUCGUGGUCCAUGUCCUUUGCUAAGUACCUAGAGCUGAGGUUCUAUGGUCACCAGUAUACCAGGAGGGCUAAUGCUGAACCCUGUGGCCACUCCAUCCACAAAGACUACCACCAGUACUUCUCCUACAACCAGAUGGUGGCCUCAUUCAGCUACAUCUCAGUGAGACUGCUGGAGAUCUGCCUCCCUCCUCCUAAGAUCUUCAUCAGGAACCAGGGGCCCUCCAAGGGAAGCAUGCAGCAGGACCUCAAGGACUUCUCACAGAAGGUGAAUCAGGUGUACCUGGCCAUAGAGGACCGCCUCACCUCCCUGAAGACGGACACCUUCAGCAAGACACGCGAAGAGAAGAUGGAGGACCUGUUUGCACAGAAAGACGUAGGUUCCCACUCGAAGGGUGGGAGCUACACUCCAAAUAUGUCUCGUAUGGAGGAGGCAGAGCUGCGUAGCUGGAUAGAAAAGCUGCAGGCUCGUCUCCAGGCUUGUGGUAGUGACUCUCCCCAGCAGCUCCAGACUGUACUGGAAUCAGUGGUAGUGAAGAAACAGAGCCUGUGUGAAACACUGCAGUCCUGGAACAGCAGGCUGCAGGACCUGUUCCAGCAGGAGAAGGGCAGGAAGCGUCUGUCUGUCCCAGCCAGCCCUGGGAGACACAGACAGACAGACGACAGCAAGACCAGUGUUCUGGAGUCUUCUCCACGCAACCCCUCUCCUGUGGUACAAAAUGGUGACAAAGAGGACCGUCACCUCACUACCCUGCCCUCGAGCUCGGGGUCGUCAUUGCUAACGUUACCGUCACCAGGGGAACCAGGCUCAGAACCCCUCUCGUCUGGACCAUCCUUUCCUGACCAGGACUCUGUCAGCAUCCCAGAGGACGUGUUUGAUGGACACCUGUUGGGCUCCAAUGACAGCCAGGUGAAAGAGAAGUCCACCAUGAAGGCAAUUCUAGCCAACUUGCUGCCAGGCAACAGCUACAACCCCAUCCCAUUCCCAUUUUCCGACCAGCAAAAUAAUUGUGAACCAGUUCGAACCCCCAAAAAUGACCCAGACAAGCAUUACCUGAUGUAUGAGCAUGAGAGAGUGCCCAUAGCCGUGUGUGAGAGAGAACCCAGCUCCAUCAUUGCAUUCGCUCUCAGCUGUAAGGAGUAUAAGACCGCUCUGGAUGAGCUGUCAAAGACAACGGUGAAGGCUGGAGGCGAGGACACCACCCAAACCAUCAGCUCCGGAGAGAGCCGGGCCAAGAACAGCCCAGCCAAGCCCAAUGAGACGGCCUCCUCCCAGAUGGGUCCGUGCCGCAGCAGCAUGGACGCUGACCCUCUCAAAGAUGCAGACAUAGGAGACAAGCACAAGAAGUCAGCCGGAAACCCUCAUAUCGAAUUACAGUUCUCUGAUGCCAAUGCUAAGUUCUACUGCAGGAUCUACUAUGCAGAGGAGUUCCACAAGAUGAGAGAGGAGAUCAUGGACAGUACGGAGGAUGACUUUGUCCGCUCGCUCUCCCACUGCGUCAACUGGCAGGCCCGCGGCGGCAAGUCUGGGGCCGUCUUCUACGCCACCGAAGAUGACCGAUUCAUCCUGAAGCAGAUGCCCAGACUAGAGGUUCAGUCCUUCCUGGACUUUGCCCCUCACUAUUUCACCUACAUCACCGGAGCUGUGCAGCAGAAGCGACCCACUGCCCUGGCUAAGAUCCUGGGUGUGUACCGGAUCGGCUACAAGAACUCCCAGAACAACUCUGAGAAGAAGCUGGAUCUGCUGGUCAUGGAGAACCUGUUCUAUGGCAGGAAGAUGGCCCAGGUGUUCGACCUCAAGGGUUCUCUGAGGAACCGCAACGUUAAGACCGACUCUGGGAAGGAGAGCUGUGAGGUGGUUCUGCUGGAUGAGAACCUACUGAAGCUGGUCCAUGACAACCCUUUGUACAUCAGAGCCCACUGCAAGGCCAUCCUGAGGGCGGCCAUACACAGUGAUGCCUACUUCCUGUCUAGUCACCUGAUCAUAGACUACUCUCUGCUGGUUGGACGAGACGACACCACAGACCAGCUGGUGGUGGGAAUCAUAGAUUACAUUCGGACAUUCACAUGGGAUAAGAAGCUGGAGAUGGUGGUGAAAUCCACAGGGAUCCUGGGAGGGCAAGGUAAGAUGCCCACAGUGGUGUCUCCGGAGCUGUACCGAUCCCGUUUCUGUGAGGCCAUGGACAAAUACUUCCUCAUGGUGCCUGACCACUGGACAGGUCUAGGGGUCAACUGCUAACUGACACCAGGGAGCUAGCCUGAGUCCCAGAUCUGUUUGUGUCGUGUAGCCAAUUCCUAUGUCAUUGUCACGGCAUGUUUGGCAACACAGCAUAAACGGGUCUGGGACUCCGCUGCUAGCUGCAGAACACAACAUGGACAUCAGUUACCAGGGGGGACAGGAGACCACAAUGCAGAAAAACCCUUUGCCCAAUAAGGAACUAUAAAAGCAUACUGGAUGGAUUGAUGAAGAGUAAUGCAAGGCCAGUAUACAACGACUCAAUCAUUCCAUAAUAAUAAUACUAUUUACUAGACUGUAAACGAGUGACUCUUCAGUAUUAUUGGAAGUCAUGACUGUCCAGUAAAAGCUGGGCCCUAAUAAUAGGCCGGAGUUUAUCCUGGCAUGGAAAGAACUUAAUUCCUUAAUCAUGACUAUCUCCCUGAUGGGAUUAAUGAUCUUGACGUGUCAAACUGUUUCACGCGGGCACAGUGAGAUGGCACUGGAAAAAAACAUCUUACUUGGUGGUCAAAUGAAUCAAUGUGAUGUAAAUGUACAGAGAGUAUGUAAUUAAAGAUUAACACUGAUUUCACAUGUUUUAAACCUCAGUGUCAAUGA
Salvelinus sp. IW2-2015 is the source of this 7358-nucleotide messenger RNA. RefSeq names its product 1-phosphatidylinositol 3-phosphate 5-kinase. Gene Ontology annotation, cellular component: cytoplasmic vesicle; vesicle membrane. Gene Ontology annotation, molecular function: 1-phosphatidylinositol-3-phosphate 5-kinase activity; 1-phosphatidylinositol-5-kinase activity; ATP binding. The record is from RefSeq and is a predicted model, not a curated record. Gene Ontology annotation, biological process: melanosome organization; neutrophil chemotaxis; phagosome-lysosome fusion. NCBI's taxonomy places the organism in Eukaryota, Metazoa, Chordata, Actinopteri, Salmoniformes, Salmonidae.